This is a messenger RNA of Phytomonas sp. Hart1, 1905 nucleotides long. The record is from the annotation of a GenBank genome assembly. Lineage: Eukaryota; Euglenozoa; Kinetoplastea; Trypanosomatida; Trypanosomatidae.
AUGGGUGCAUCGAGGAAGGGUCCAUCACUGCUGCUAAGACACAUAAAUUGCAGCCUUUCUGCAUUAGCGCAUAUUUAUGAACAACAGGCGGGGUUGGGGGGUUCCCUCUCCACCGCGUUAACAAAAUCCAACCCAUUGAGUGUAUCCCCGUUUCCGCAUGAACCAACAACAGCGGAAGAGGGUGAACGUGUAUUGAGCUUUUUCUGUGAGGAGUUAGGGAUGGGUGCAGAUGUUCUGUCCACCUGGCGCUUUCAGCUGCAUGAGUCUAUUAAUCGACGAUGGGGGCCGCCUUAUUCUGGUGCACCUGACAAAAUGAAUCUAGCAAGCGCAGCGCACCCUGCCACGUUGUCUUCUUCACCUGAAGCGAUUUCGGUUCAACAGGGUCUUGAAGACAAGAUCUUUCCCAGUUCAGGAUCUUCCGCUUACACCAAGGUUGAUGGCGAUCGAAAGCUGUGGUUUAUGCCACGAGCGGCGGAUUCGGCGUUUAUCAACAGUUGCCGCUUUGAUUUGAAGGCCAUUAUCUCACCGUUCGUUACCCUCAGUCCACGUGGUUAUUCAACAUGGUCUGCCGCGAUUGACACAUCACAAUCACCGCCGCGAGCCCACUCGCAGACAAGCAGGUUCUAUGCAACCAAGCAUAUACCCGCUGGGAUGUUUGUGCUGAGCCUCCCAACUGAGGCGGUGUUCUUUGCGGAUCCGCCCCGCGCGACGGAUCCACUACUUGAUUAUUUUAUUCACUUGGAGGAUCUGGCUGGCCAGUUGAUCUCCGUUUCUGACGACCCGACGGCGCCGCACUUCGGGUACGUGCAGUAUCUUAAGGAAAACGUUGUGCCUGUUCGGAACUUGCCCUUUAUAUCGCGUGAGGAGGUAAUGAAAUUGUUGAAAAUCCACAUCGCUUCGGCAGAAAACCAAGCGGCGGGUUCAGUGGUUUCAUCAUUUCCCCCACCCACCCUUACAGCGGUUUCGCAAGAGGACACGGCGGAACCGCGCACCGCCUCGACACCCAUGAGUCCCGCGCUUAGUUUGUGGGAUUUUUUUCAUCAGGAUAUGAAAGGUGAGCCACUCAGCCCAUACGUGCGUGAGAAGCUCCGUUUCACGUCCCCAUUUCCAUCCGACGGGGACCGUCACACAGCGGCAAACCCGACACAAUGGGCGAUUGGCAAAGCUGAGUAUGCGUGGUGGAUAAGCCUCGUUCUCUCCCGCCGAGAGGGCUCUGCGACGUUGGUUCCGCUUAUUGAUAAGCUCAAUCACAGCCCAUUACCCAACACGUCCUUCACGAUGAGCACCCCCAGCUCCUUGUGCGGGAUCGACGUCCUGGACAACCUCUUCGCCGGAGUGCCGUUGGAGUGGCUGUGUCAUCCUUACGUCCACGUCUUUACCAUACGCGAGGUACAGCCCGGGGAGGAGCUUACCUUGUGUUACACUUCCGCACCGGACGGGUUGUAUCGUCCACGGUCAACGGCGGCACAGCCACCCAAGCCGGCUUUUCUCAACCCCGGCAUGGCGGCGGGCUCGUCUUGGACGCCCCAACAGAUGAAGGGGGGGGAGCUCGAAGGCAUGGGGCCGGAGCCAGAGCGGCGGGACCGUCGACAGGACGACCUUUACGAGCAAGCCCUUGAUGUGCUUUUCACAGAAAGAGGAGGGGAGGCAUCAGGGCAGGGUUUGUCUGUAUUAGGUGGGGGAGGGAACCUCCACGCCUCGGCCCGUCGCUACUUGCACCCUGGGCCGCAUCUGGCUCAGAGCCCCGAGGGCAAGGCCGCCUGGCAGCUGCAAUGGGGUUUCGUGCCUCCUGUCGACGCCGUCUACAGCGCGUCGGAUCUGAGGGAGAUAGGGGCACUAGUGGCGGAGCGAAGAGUCGAUUCCAGGAGUUUGUUGUUUCCCCCUUUUCUCUCCGCUCACCAAUAG